Messenger RNA from Phalaenopsis equestris, 1239 nucleotides. RefSeq names its product receptor like protein 30-like. The transcript is spliced from 2 exons. Gene Ontology annotation, molecular function: protein binding. Bases 1 to 1239 code for a protein of 412 amino acids. The record is from RefSeq and is a predicted model, not a curated record. Lineage: Eukaryota; Viridiplantae; Streptophyta; Magnoliopsida; Asparagales; Orchidaceae.
AUGCCAACUCUGAUGGAAAGAGUUCAGCUUCCUCUACUCUUUAUCUUUACUUUAUCUUUCUAUUGCUUGAGAGCAGAAAGCGAGGGUGGCUUCGCUAUUUCCAAGGUGAACCAACAUUGUAGUGCUGAGGAAAGAGAAACCCUUCUUGAUUUUAAGCAAAGUCUAUCUGAUCCCAACCUCGUUCUCUCGAAUUGGGAUAUAGACGAGGAUUGUUGCACGUGGAAGGGAGUGAGUUGUAGUAAUAAAACCAAUCGGGUCAUCAAGCUCAAUUUUUCUGUUUUUCAAGAUUUAUUUUAUGCUGCAUCAUUACAUCCAUCUUUUUUUCGCUUACGACAUUUGCAAUAUUUGUGCUUCAAUAACAUUCUCUUUAAUCAAACUAGGAUCCCUCAUUCUAUUGGUUCCCUCACUAAAUUGCGCUAUCUUGAUCUCUCCCAUUCGGGGUUUGCCGGAGAAAUUCCACCUCAUAUUGGAAACUUGACAAAACUUAGAUACCUUGAUCUUAGUUAUAAUUCUCUAGUUGCUUAUAACCUCUUAUGGAUGUCACACCUCUUCUCUUUACAAUUCGUUGAAAUGUCGAAUCUAAAUCUAACAUUCGCUACGAAUUGGUUACAUGAGAUUAGUGUGCUUCCAGCUCUCUCCACUUUGCAUUUGUCAUCAUGUGGGCUACAAACACUUCCAAAUUUACUUCCAUAUUCUAAUUUUUCAUCAUCCAUUGAAUUAGUUGAUCUUAGUUACAACCAUCUUAUUGGAAGUUUUCCAAACUGGUCAGGACAAUUCAUAAGAUUAAAUGAAUUAUAUCUCGAUUCAAACUUUUUUACAGGACCUAUCUCAUUUGCCUCUUUAAGCUUAUUAUGUGAUCUCAAUCUUGGAAAUAAUCAGUUUGAUGGACUUAUUCCACACAGCCUUGGACAACUGAGUAACUUAGUUACUUUGGAUCUUGGUUCCAAUAAUUUGCAUGGUAGUCUCUCUGAAUCUCAUUUUGCAAAUCUAUCACAAUUGAUAAACCUACAACUUUCAGGUAAUCAAUUGAAUUUUAACCUGAUUAGUCCUAAUUGGACUCCGCCAUUUCAAAUUCGUUAUCUUUACCUAAGUUCUUGCCUCGUUGGUCCUCAAUUCCCGCUAUGGCUUCAAAAUCAAAAGCUCCUUUCCGUUUUUGACCUCUCCAAUUGUGGUAUUACUGAUAUCAUUCCGCAUUCCGAGUUGGUUUUGGUUGGUUUUGGAAUAUAUCAUCUCAAAUAA